Molecule: messenger RNA, 2664 nt
Organism: Microplitis demolitor
Lineage: Eukaryota; Metazoa; Arthropoda; Insecta; Hymenoptera; Braconidae
Gene: Suv3
Product: ATP-dependent RNA helicase SUV3 homolog, mitochondrial
Exons: 16
Coding region: 219-2537 (772 amino acids)
Biological process (GO): RNA catabolic process; mitochondrial RNA 3'-end processing
Cellular component (GO): mitochondrial degradosome
Molecular function (GO): hydrolase activity, acting on acid anhydrides; RNA helicase activity; ATP binding
Source: RefSeq, a predicted model, not a curated record
UCGAGGCGCGGGAACCAAUCAGCAGCUUUAAAUUCCUGUCCUGUGGUUGUCUUAGCUCCCGCUUCCACACGUGCAUAUCCUACGACAUAACCAAUUCUGGUUGAUGUUGUUACACCACUCAUUUAAAAUUAACAAUUGUUGAGCAUUAGUGUCAAACAAUUAGCAAGGACUCUCAGAAUCCAAUUAUAGUUUCCACGAAAUAAUGUCAAAGAAAUAAAAUGUUUUCAGUGAAAAAUUUACUAGGAAAUUUAAUUUCUCAAAACUCAUAUAUCAAACCAACGUUGCUGUCAAGAUCAUUGAACCCUUUAAUUAAUGAGCUGUACAGAAGUAAAAAGAGUCUUGCCGAUGACUCGUCUCGCAGAGGAAAAAAAAGAGGAAGUAAAAGCGACUCCGGAGUCGAGAAGAAACCCGAGGAGUCGAGUGAUCUGAUCAACUCGUUGUUCCACCCGGUUCCGGUGCUGCCUGACCUGGAGAACAAAAACCUCGGGGCCGAAAUAACCAACAAAUUAAACAGAGCCGAUGUCCAAAAAGUCCUCGCGACAUUUCAUCAGCAAAGAGACGUCCGAAGUCUGGCCAAAGACUACGGGCUGACAGAUAAUUUGCAACGUCUCGCUCUAAACAGUUUUAGAGUUUACUGUGACAACCCAGACACUCUUCCGGUAGACUUGUAUGUCAUCAUCAGUGACAUUCUUCAAGGAGCUGGACAUGUCACAGACAUCUUUCCCUACUUUAUUCGUCAUGCCAAAGAAAUGUUCCCACAUCUUGAUUGCAUGGAUGAGCUGAAACAAAUCAGUGACUUGAGAAAUCCAGCUAAUUGGUAUCCGCUUGCGAGGGUAAAGAAAAGAAAAAUAAUAUUUCACGCUGGACCAACAAACAGUGGGAAGACUUAUCAAGCUCUCGAGCGCUUCAGAACCGCGAAAAGUGGAGUUUACUGCGGCCCACUGAAGCUUUUAGCUACUGAAGUUUUUAACAAAAUAAAUAGCCUGGGCACGCCGUGUGAUUUAGUUACUGGAGAAGAGAGAUUGUUUGGAAUAAAUGAAAAUAAUCAGGCUGAACAUGUUGCAUGUACUGUUGAAAUGGCUAGGAUAAAUGUUCCAUGCGAAGUUGCGGUCAUCGACGAAAUCCAACUGCUGAAAGACACUGGCAGAGGUUGGGCUUGGACUAGAGCACUGCUGGGAAUUCCUGCUGAUGAAGUUCACCUGUGCGGUGAAGCGGGAGCUAUUGAAUUGGUUCGAAAAAUUUGCCUGACGAUGGGAGAAGACGUUGAAGUCAUGACGUACAGACGUCUCACUGAAUUAAAGAUCGAGGAUACCGCAGUGUCGACGCUGAAUAACAUCCAGCCAGGAGACUGCAUAGUUUGUUUUAGCAAAGCUGACAUUUACUCAUUGUCCAGAGAGCUCGAGCUCCUGGGGAUUGAAGUAGCUGUCAUCUACGGAGGGCUUCCGCCUAAUACUAAACUGGGUCAGGCUGCUAAAUUCAAUGAUCCAAAUCACUCGUGUAAGGUCAUGGUUGCGACCGACGCGAUAGGCAUGGGAUUAAACUUAAAUAUCAGAAGAGUAAUAUUUUAUUCAUUGAUAAAGCCGACGAUUAACGACGAUGGAGAAAAAGAAAUAGAUUUAAUAUCAGUUUCUUCUGCUUUACAAAUCGCCGGUCGCGCUGGUCGUCAUGGAAGCCAAUGGGAAACCGGUUUCGUGACGACAUUUAAACCUGAAGAUCUUCCGAGGCUAAAAAAUUUAUUGAGCCAGACACCAGAGCCAAUAACAAAAGCUGGGUUACAUCCUACUGCUGAUCAGAUCGAGUUAUAUGCAUAUCAUUUGCCGAAAUCGACUCUGUCAAGUCUCAUGGAUAUUUUCAUAUCCUUAAGUACAGUCGAUGACGCUCUUUAUUUCAUGUGCAACCUCGAAGACUUUAAAUUUCUCGCAGAUAAAAUCCAACAUGUCCCGCUACCACUCCGAGCGCGUUACGUAUUUUGCUGCGCUCCGAUAAAUAAAAAAUUAACCUUUUUGUGUUCGAUGUUUCUCAACUUUGCACGGCAGUACAGCAAAAAUGAGCCAAUAACUGCAUCGUGGCUGUGUCAGCAAAUUUCAUGGCCUGUGCAGACACCCAAAACUAUCCUUGAUUUAGUUCAUCUUGAAGGUGUCUUUGAUGUACUUGAUUUAUAUCUUUGGCUCAGUUAUCGAUUCAUGGAUCUAUUUCCGGAUACAAAUGAAGUCCGCGAAGUUCAAAGAGAAUUAGAUUUAAUUAUUCAAGACGGUAUUGUUCAGUUAAAUAAAUUAUUGACUAAAUCUGAAGCAGGUUCUAGCGAAACUUCAGGAAUAAAUGAAGAUAAUUUGCAAUCUGCAAAUCAAAAUCAACGAUAUUCUAAAGAAGCUUAUGUACAUAAUUACGGCCGAGGAAAAUUGACAGAAAGACUUUUAGCUCAAGGUUUACUGACUCCCAAUAUGAUUGCGGAGCUUCAAAGAGAAUGGGCCAGGCCGAAUAAAAGCAGCGAGAAACGAGCGCCGAAAAAAAAUGAAUCCCCUCGAAAGACUAAAUAAUUUUAAAAGUAUAUAGAGUAAUAACUGCGUAAUUCAGAGUGACGAGACAUGUAAUUAUUUAAAUAUUAAAUAAUUAACGAAGGUUCGAAAUUUAAAAGAACGAAAAAUUAUAUAAAGAAAAUUUGAA